AUGGCCCAAGCCAUCACUUUGCAGGCACAGGACAUCACGACCCAAGCCACUAGAGAGGGUGCUCCCUUGGAGAACCCGCAUUCUAGCACCAUGGCUAGUAGACUUAGGGAUUUUACCAGAAUGAAUCCUCUAGUUUACUACGGGUCCAAGACUAAUGAGGAUCCCCAAGAGUUUGAGGAUGAGUUUUACAAGAUUCUUUGUGCUAUCGGUGUUAGUGAAGAGGAAAAGGCUGAGUUGGCUGCAUACAAACUCAAAGAUGUGACUCAAUUGUGGAACAACAUGUGGGAUGAGAUUAAAAGGUUUAUGAUUGGUGUAGAGGAUUUAGAAGAGGAAUGCCGGGAAGCGAUGUUGCAUGAUAACAAGGACAUUGGUUUAAAUGGAUGCUACAGGUGCGGUAAUAGUGGGCACGUGAUAAGGGACUUCCCAAAUGCAAAGAAUCAGGCCAAGGCAGAUACUGAGCCUCAGCGUAAUCCCACUGCUUCAGCCGAACCUCCCAAGAGAAAUCGGUUCUAUGCAUUGAAUGGAAAAGAGGAACAAGAGAAGUCUGCAGAUAUGGUUACUGGUUACUCUCUUGUCUUUUCCUUUCCUCUUUAUGCAUUAUUAGAUCCAUGA
Molecule: messenger RNA, 612 nt
Organism: Solanum lycopersicum (tomato)
Lineage: Eukaryota; Viridiplantae; Streptophyta; Magnoliopsida; Solanales; Solanaceae
Molecular function (GO): zinc ion binding; nucleic acid binding
Source: RefSeq, a predicted model, not a curated record